Molecule: messenger RNA, 624 nt
Organism: Manis javanica (Malayan pangolin)
Lineage: Eukaryota; Metazoa; Chordata; Mammalia; Pholidota; Manidae
Gene: GARIN5A
Product: golgi associated RAB2 interactor 5A
Cellular component (GO): nucleus
Source: RefSeq, a predicted model, not a curated record
AUGAAGCCGGGGCGCGAGCGUAAGCCGGCCCUCUCCGGAGCAGGAGAGGCAGCACCAGGGCUAAGGCAGGUGGGAGAACGACCCCUGGUACCAGCCUGUCCCACGGGCCGGCCCGGACGGCUCCAGUGUCACCUCCUGAGCGGCGAGUUCGACCAGCUGCGAGACUUCCCUGUCUUUCAAAGCAAUUUCGUCCAGGUGACCCGGUUAGGAGAAGUCACCAAGAAGGUCACUAUGGGGAUGGCAGCCUCCAGUCCAGCGCUGGAACUCCCAGACCUGCUGCUGCUGGUGGGCCCUGCAAAGGAGAGUGGACUCCUGCAGCUGUUCGGGCUGUUCCCCUUGCAAUUCGUCCAGCUCUUCGUCCAAGAAGAAAGCCGCUGGCAGCUCACAGUCAGGUUCCGUACCCGCCGCUCCUUCUACCUGCAGCUGCGCGCCCCGCCCGAGACCCGCGACGGCGAGUUCGGCCAGUGGGUGCGGCUGCUCUACCGCCCGCGCCUCCCCUCGGCCCGGGGAGCCGGGCGCUUCCCGCAGGAGCACUCCGCGCUGGGCGGAGGAGGGAAGGCAGAGCUGGGAGGGCCUGGCUCCGAGGAGGGGGCCCGGGAGCGCCCCCGGGGCGGAUACCUGUGA